AUGGGGGUGGCUGCCCAACAGGCCUCCACAGCUCAUUCGGGGCAUGGGUCCGUUGGACCCGUUAUUGGGGUUCUUGCAGUGAUAGCAAUACUGGGUGCAAUUGCUGUGAUGAUUGGCAGGCUUUGUUCCGGUCGGAGAAUAAUGGGUCUUGGCCGGUACGAUGUUGAAGAAUGGGCCGAGGCUAAAUGCGCUUCUUGCAUUGAUGGCCGUGUUUUUCCUCCCCAUCCUCCACCCUUGGUGGUGGAGCACAGUGUCAGCGGCUCAUCCGGCGAAGCUCUCCCGGCAGUGGUGCCGCAAGAAGAAAUACAAACACUUGAAGAAGAUAAAGUCCCGGAACAACAAAAGGAAAUUGUGGCAAACAUAUGUGACUUGAGGCUGUUGGACGCUGCGCUUGUGCGGCCACAGCUGAGCCAGAAUGGAGAAACAAGAAAAUGGUUGCUUCCGAUGCCAAAUCUCACAACUUACGGCUUUAGGUUCUACUGUAAACGGAAAAUGCAGCUUCGAGGGUACAUGCUGAAGAGGGGUCAACGGCGAGGUUGGGUAUCAGGCAAGGGAAGUCGACGGCAGCUGGUCAAUGGGUCUGGGCAGGUUCGACGUCAAGCAGCUUUCAACAAGGGUGCAUGUGCGGAUGAGGGAGAAAAACGAAUUGAGAAAGUGAAAUGCUGGAAGGGUAGAAUGGAGAAAUGUCUUUUUGCAUUGUCAAAUUUUGAACAGUGA
Messenger RNA from Fraxinus pennsylvanica, 717 nucleotides. NCBI's taxonomy places the organism in Eukaryota, Viridiplantae, Streptophyta, Magnoliopsida, Lamiales, Oleaceae. The record is from the annotation of a GenBank genome assembly.